UAGUUCCGAUUUGGGGAAGAAAAAUGUGGGAACUUGGAAAGUAAGAUGGAGAGAAAUUGAGAUCUCUCUUGUGACAUAUAAUCCACCAUUUUAGACUCUUGAACGCAUGCGUCCUCACUAAGCCAAAUCUCUCUUCCUCUUCACACCUCUCUCUCUCUCUCUCUCUCUCCCAAAACCCUAGAUCUCUCUCUCUCUCCCUUUUCUGAAGCUUCCCUUAGUUUGCGCAUCACUCGAACCGGAUUAAUUCGGUCCGGGAGAUACGCAUUUGCCAGAUCCGUAGUGCAACUUUCUCACUUGCCACAAAUACCCUAAGCAUUUCUGGGGAUCGUUGUUUCUCUCGUACUUGAUCUGCUUGACGUUGAUCGUCGGAAGCUAUGAAUUGUGUUUGGCAGUGAAAAAAAAGGCUUUGGCUUAGCGUGAUACCCACGUUUUCACGGAUGGCAAUGCCGCCGGGAAGUGUGAUUCAAUCUGAGAAAACACAAUUUCGGGUCGCGCCGGCUUCAGCAGCCGCAGCCCCUCCUCCGGCUCCAGGCGGAGGGCAUUGGAUACCCGACGAGCGUGAUGAGUUUAUCUUGUGGUUGUGGUCAGAAUCCCCAGCCGCUAAUGCCAUCAUCGACUUGCUCUGUCAGCAUCUGCAUGCCGUCGAGGAUCCAGGGGAGUACGAUACCGUUCUCGCGGGUAUUAGCCAGAGGCGAUACAACUGGACACCGGUUCUUCAUAUGCAGCAGUAUUUCCCCGUAGCAGAUGUGGUUUACUCGCUGCAGCAGAUAGCCUGGAUGCGGCAGACAUUGCCGCCUCUGAGGCAUUCUGUCUUAGAUCAAGGGAAAUUUCGGGGAAGGGAGUUUAGGAGAUUGGGGCCUGUGUUUUACGAGCUGCCAGGCGGUCAGAGAGGAUCUGAGGCGAUGGUGAAAGAUGGGCAGAAUUUGAAUUCGGAUUUCCAUAGUGUUGACCGGUUUGAGAAACGGGAGGAAGCUAGAGUAGGAGGUAGAUGGAACAGAGGGAAGGACAUGGAUGAUAAUGCAUUUGCUGUUUUGGAGGAGAAGAGAGGGACAGAUGAUAGUGAGAAUCUCGAGGCCAAUAGUGGAAACUCAAAAGCUUCAUGGAAUUCUGAAGAAUCUGAGAUAUUCAUGGAAACUCAAGCAGGGAUAGUCAACCAUAACUCGGGUUCAAAAGUGUCUCUUCUGAACAAAAGCAGAAGGAGAAAGAGAGUGAGAGUCCUACAAGCACAGCGAAGACGUUUGUUGUAACAGAGAUUUUCUUACUUGUGUAGGUUAAUGUAGUUGAAGGAUUACAACUAUAUGACGAACUGUUUGAUGAGAAGGAAGUUUCAGAACUUGUUUCUCUGGUGAACGGUAUGAGAGUUUCCGGCAGAAGAGGUCAACUUCAGGGUCAGGCAUAUGGCGCAUAAACGGCCGAUGAGAGGACAUGGCCGGGAGAUGAUUCAACUCGGUCUCCCUAUUGCAGAUUCACCAGUGGAUGAUGAGGCUUCAGCUGUCGGUU
This is a messenger RNA of Tarenaya hassleriana, 1500 nucleotides long. RefSeq lists its product as uncharacterized. The transcript has 6 exons. Bases 438 to 1247 code for a protein of 269 amino acids. Gene Ontology annotation, biological process: mRNA catabolic process. Lineage: Eukaryota; Viridiplantae; Streptophyta; Magnoliopsida; Brassicales; Cleomaceae. The record is from RefSeq and is a predicted model, not a curated record. Gene Ontology annotation, molecular function: demethylase activity; mRNA binding.